Lodderomyces theae is the source of this 1209-nucleotide messenger RNA. RefSeq names its product Ste3p (gene STE3). Gene Ontology annotation, biological process: G protein-coupled receptor signaling pathway. Gene Ontology annotation, molecular function: mating-type factor pheromone receptor activity. The transcript has a single exon. The record is from RefSeq and is a predicted model, not a curated record. The coding region runs from base 1 to 1209 and encodes 402 amino acids. Lineage: Eukaryota; Fungi; Ascomycota; Pichiomycetes; Serinales; Debaryomycetaceae. Gene Ontology annotation, cellular component: membrane.
AUGAAUUCAGGAGCUGCUGGUACAGCAGCCUUUAGUUUUAUUGCCCUCAUUUUAUUAAUCCCACCAUUUUCAUGGCACAUCAAGUCUAGAAACAUCCCAGCAAUUUUAUUGGUGACAUGGUUGACGCUAGUAAAUUUGAUUGGUUUUAUAAACACGAUGAUAUGGAGUGGAGAGGAUUUCGAUACCGUUUAUGACGGCCAAGGCUGGUGUGAUAUCACUACAAAAGUUGACGCGGCUUCAUCGCUUGGAAAAUUGUGUGCCAUCGCAUGUCUUUCAAUGAACUUGUAUUUCAUCUUGUGUGCAAAGAAUCCCCUUUUCAUGGACAACACAAACUGGAAAAAGAUCUGCAUUGACUUGGCCAUUUGUUUGAUCACUCCAUUGUUGAUUAUGGUGUUCAUUUACAUCACUCAAUCAAGAAGAUACGCAAUUGUUAGGUAUCAGGGUUGCAUUACAGUUUUCUCACCAACAAAUGCCACUCUUGGUUUGUACCUUGUUUGGCCGUUAAUUUGGAGUUUUGUUGCUUUGUUUUUUGCUGUGUUGACAUUGUACAAGUACUUUCAAAAAAGAAAAGAUGUCAAGGAUAUUCUCAAAUGUACAAAUUCUGGUUUGAAUUUGAAAAGGUUUGCAAGGCUUUUAAUUUUCAGUUUUUUGAUCGUGUUUGCAAUGACUCCACUUUCCAUCUACUACUUUGCACAGAAAGUUUCGUAUGCGCUGUAUCCUUUCCGUUGGAGUGAGGUACACGGUCCAGAUUGGGGAGAUAUCUAUGCCGUGGACUUCGGCUUCUUUGCAGUCAUUGAUAGGUUGGUGAAUGCCUCCUUAUCUGUUGUUGCGUUCCUCUUGUUUGGUUUGGGAACUGAUGCCUUGAAGAUGUACAAAUCGUUCCUCGGAUUAGCUAAUAGAGAUACUGGCGAGCCAUUGUCUAAAGAGACAACUUACACUCACCAUGGCACUCCAACAAAACUCUCAUCCAACAAAUCCCAAUUUAGCAAUCGUACAAACUAUAGUGAACCAACUAUGGCGGACGAAUUUGGUCAGGUAAUGCAAGAGUUAGGUGUAGUUGAUGAGAAUUCAUUGGAUUUAGAGUCGGGAAGAAUGAUGAAGCAAAACCCGCCCCAGAAAAAGACUUCUAAUGUUGGAGUGCUUGAGAUCGAGGACUCAAGCUUGAGUGGCGAUUUUUUAUACAAGUACGAAGUUAAACAGAAAAAGUGA